AUACUAGGUCCUAAUUAAUACUAUGAUGCUUACAGGUAACGAAUAAUUUGAGGUAUGUUUGAAAAAAUUGAAGAGGAGAAUCAGAAGAAGAUGAAUAUUUGACAUUUCAAGGAUGACUUCUUUGACCAAUAAGUUCAUCAUCAUCAUUCACACCAUAAAUGUGGACAGCAAAUUACCAAGUCCAAUUUCACCAUUAAUUCCAAGUGGCUCGGAUCAAGAAAAAUACAAAAAACAAACUUCCAAAUGCUUAGGAAAAUAAAGAAUCGAAAUUUUUAAGCGAUCAAAUUAGCACAGCGGAUAUUAUUUUGUCCACAUUUGUUAUUCAAAUAGAUUUCAAACACAUAAUUAGCAUAUACUCAUUAAACAACAUUAUCUCCUUAAUAAUUUUGACUCUGGUUUCAGACAAUAUAUUUGAAUAAAACCAAACCUAUCAAAUCUCUUUUGACUAAUCUGUUCUUCUUUUCUUCUUCCCAUAAAACUUCACAACGACACACUUCUGCACAAAAGAUUUCCCUCUCACCAUGUUCUCGAAAGUUUCCAUUUUUAUCUUUUUCGUCACAUCCAUACUGUUGUUCCGAUCAACCACAUGCGUCGAAUUCAUCUACAACUCCAAUUUCACCACCACCAACACACUUCUCCUCGGCAACGCCACCGUUAAUUCUCCACCGUCGAUCCUCACCCUCACCAACCAAACCACUUUCUCCAUCGGACGUGGCCUCUACCCUUCAAGAAUCAACGCCUCCUCCUCUGCCUCGCCUUUACCUUUCGCCACAUCAUUCAUCUUCUCCAUGGCUCCUUUCAAAAGCCUCUCUCCUGGCCACGGCUUCGCCUUCGUCUUCCUCCCUUUCUCCGAAACCUCCGCCGCUAGCUCAUCUCAGCAUCUCGGCCUCUUCAACUUCACCAAUAACGGCGACCCCAACAGCCGAAUCUUCGCCGUAGAAUUUGAUGUUUUCCCUAACCAAGAGUUCAACGACAUCAACGGCAACCACGUCGGCGUCGACGUCAAUUCCCUCACUUCCGUUGCAUCUGAAACUGCAGGUUUCUAUGGAGGAAGAGACGGCGAGAGAUUCACGGAGCUGAGGCUUAACAGUGGCGAGAAUUACCAGGCGUGGAUUGAGUUUGAUGGGUCAGCCAUCAAUGUCACGAUGGCUAGAGCUGGCUCUAGAAAGCCCAUAAGACCACUCAUAAGCAUUCCAUUGAACCUCACUGGAGUUUUACUUGAUGAUAUGUUCGUUGGAUUCACUGCAUCCACAGGACAACUAGUACAGAGCCAUAGGAUUCUCUCAUGGAGUUUUAGUAACUCCAAUUUCUCCAUUGGCGAUGCUUUGAUCACUAGGAAUCUUCCUUCGUUUAAAUUGUCAGGUGACUCUGUUUUAAAGUCUAAAGGCUUCAUUGCUGUGGUUUCUAGUGGUGUUGUGUUGUUAGUCUUUGUUAUUGGGCUCCUCUGUUUCUACGUUGUGAGGCGGCGAAGGCAGGGACUAGAAGGAGACGUGGAAGAUUGGGAAACAGAGUAUUGGCCUCACAGAGUGCAAUACAAAGACGUUUUGGAAGCAACCAAGGGGUUUUCAGAAGUGAACAUGAUCGGAUACGGAGGGAAUUCUACGGUGUAUAGAGGAGUGUUGGAAGGUAAAGAAGUGGCGGUUAAGAGAAUAAUGAUGAGCCCUAGAGAGAGCGUUGGCGCGACGAGUGAAUUCUUGGCCGAGGUCUCGAGCUUAGGGAGGUUAAGGCACAAGAAUAUAGUUGGACUAAAAGGUUGGUCCAAGAAAGGAGGAGAGAGUCUGAUAUUGAUUUACGAAUAUAUGGAGAAUGGAAGUGUCGAUAAGCGGAUAUUUGAUUGCUAUGAGAUGUUGAAUUGGGAGGAAAGAAUGAGAGUGAUAAGAGACCUAGCCUCAGGGAUGUUGUAUCUACACGAAGGGUGGGAGUCAAAGGUGUUACAUAGAGAUAUAAAGUCAAGCAAUGUGUUGCUUGACAAGGAUAUGAACGCGAGGGUAGGUGAUUUCGGGCUGGCUAAGUUGCAGAACACUAGUAAAGAGAUGGUUAGCACGACACACGUGGUUGGAACAGCGGGUUAUAUGGCGCCUGAGCUGGUUAAGACAGGGAGAGCAUCACCGCAGACCGAUGUGUAUAGCUUUGGAGUGUUUGUGUUGGAGGUAGUGUGUGGAAGGAGGCCAAUAGAGGAAGGAAGAGAAGGGAUAGUGGAAUGGAUAUGGGGACUAAUGGAGAAAGACAAAUUGGUUGAUGGUUUAGACGUGAGAAUAAAGGCGAGAGGAAGGUUUGAGACCGAGGAAGUAGAGAUGGCUCUGAGAAUAGGACUGUUGUGUGUGCAUCCUGAUCCGAGGGUGCGUCCAAAUAUGAGACAGGUGGUGCAGAUAUUAGAACAAGGGAGAUUUGUGGAGGAUGGUGGUGAGAGGGAAAUGAGCUUGUUGGAGAGAGUGAAGAGCUCUUACUUGUUGGAAACUGGUGAGGGAAGCAGACUACAACAUCCCACGUUCCAAGAUGUAUGGAACUCGUCUUCUUAUUCUAAUUCCUUCCAAAGUUAUGAUUCUAUUCUUCAUGGAAGGUGAGAAACUAGCGUGAGAGUUAUUCUUUUUUAACGAAUUUCUAUACUAUAUAAUCUAUACAUGUUGUGUGAUUCUUUUGUAUAUAAGAUUGUAUGAAUUUGAGUAAAUUGCAUGAAUCAUUUUUGUUUGAGGUUGUAGCUAUUUCUACAUUGAGAUUGAUUUGGAUGUUGUACUGUCA
This is a messenger RNA of Arabidopsis lyrata subsp. lyrata, 2739 nucleotides long. RefSeq names its product probable L-type lectin-domain containing receptor kinase VII.2. Gene Ontology annotation, molecular function: carbohydrate binding; ATP binding; protein kinase activity. The transcript has a single exon. The record is from RefSeq and is a predicted model, not a curated record. The coding region runs from base 522 to 2564 and encodes 680 amino acids. Gene Ontology annotation, cellular component: plasma membrane. Gene Ontology annotation, biological process: protein phosphorylation. NCBI's taxonomy places the organism in Eukaryota, Viridiplantae, Streptophyta, Magnoliopsida, Brassicales, Brassicaceae.